AUGUUCUCCUCAUUUCAUUUCAAUGAUACUCAGGAUGACUACGAUCCUCUUAUCUGGUAUGGAAAAGAAGCAGUAGUUACCAAGUAUCAACAAGAUCCAUGGUUUUAUAUGGAAGAUAGUGAAUUUAUGGAUUUGUUUUCUUCAGUGUAUGGCUCUCGUCAAGAGAAAACUGUGGGGCCCAAAACUGAAUUGAUCCAAAAUCAUCAACCAGAUGAUUGUGAGCAUAAUGAUUUUGGCCACUUGAUCAUGCCCUUGGAAAUUCAGUCACAAGUUUCUGAACAAGGCAAACCCCUCAAGGAUAAGGCACUACCGUUUUCCUCAGCAUCAUUGGAGCUUCUGGCCAAUUACGAAAGGGGUUUCAAUAAAACGAGAGGAGCUUUCAGUGAUCUGAGCAAUGAUAAUAAUGUAGUUGGCCAGAAAUUAACAAUGGAGGAAAUUCUGAGGAUGGCUGGAGAAAGGUUCAUCCAAUUUUCCACCAACAAGGAAGAUGGUAUUUCCAUGUUUAUCCACCCUUAUGGCUCCUCUCUCUCAGGCCUUUCCAUAGACGAAGCAAGGGACGUGGAACUUCUACACCUUCUCCUUGUUGCUGCAGAAAACUUGGGCUUUAAACAUUUUGACUUUGCGAGUAAAAUGAUUACGCGUUGCCUACAGAUGGCAUCUGUUUCAGGCACUCCAGUCCAGCGUGUUGUCUAUUAUUUUGCUAUAGCUCUUCAAGAGAGAAUAAAUAGAGAAACUGGGAGGAUCAUGACUCAGAAAAUAAAGCUACCAAUCAAACCCUUAAAGGAACUUGCUUUGGAAACUAACAACACGUUCUUGGCAUCCCACCAAGAACUGCCCUUUACCCAAGUGAUGCAAUUUGCUGGAAUACAAAACAUAAUUGAAAAUGUGAGAAGAGCUAGCAAGAUCCAUUUGAUUGAUCUUCAAAUCAGGAGUGGAGUUCAAUGGACAGCCCUGAUGCAAGGACUUGCAGAGCGGCAUGAGCACCCAAUCAAGCGUCUUAACAUAACUGCAGUUGGAACAACUGAUCAACUAUAUAUUGAAGAAACUGGCCGGAGACUGCUGAGCUUUUCCGAAUCCUUGAAUUUACCUUUUCGGUUCAAGGCAGUUUAUGUAACAGACAUGAGAGACUUCAAGGAAGAUCUCUUAAAUAUUGAAGCUGGUGAAACUGUGAUUGUUUACUCCUUUCUGAUGUUGAGGUCAAUGGUAUCAAGGCCUGACUGCAUAGAAAAUGUAAUGGGAGCAAUAAGAAGGCUCAGGCCUGUUCUAAUGGUUGUCGUUGAAGUAGAGGCGAAUCACAAUUCUCCUUCAUUCGUGGAUCGCUUCAUUGAGGCACUCUUGUCUUAUAGUGCUUAUUUCGAUUGCUUGGAAGAUUGCAAGGAGCGAAUCGGUCAAUCCAGAAUGAAUCUUGAAGGGAUUUAUUUCAGUCGAGGGAUUCUAAACAUAGUUUCAACCGAGGGUCAGGAGAGGACCUCUCGAAAUGUAAAGACCGAUGUAUGGAGGGCAUUUUUCGCAAGGUUUGGAAUGAUAGAACUUGAACUCAGCGAGUCAUCUUGGUAUCAAGCUUAUUUAGUUCUCAAGCAGUUCGUACAUGGAAGCUCCUGCACUCUUGAACGAGAAGUGCUGGAUAACAUGAAAGGCAUUUACAUUGAUAUUAUUGAAGGUAGUCAUAGGAUGCUUAACCGCCUUUACUCGGUUAGCAGUAAGUCAGGAAAAAUCAUCGCGUAG
This is a messenger RNA of Fraxinus pennsylvanica, 1725 nucleotides long. The record is from the annotation of a GenBank genome assembly. Lineage: Eukaryota; Viridiplantae; Streptophyta; Magnoliopsida; Lamiales; Oleaceae.